UAGUGCGACGCCGCCUCCUUUGGUUCCCUUCUCUCCUGUUUCAUCUCGAGCUCUGAAGACUAGCAAAGAACCAAAAGGCUUAUAUCUUUGAGCGUUAAUGAACCCAGGAGAAGUAAAAAAAAUAUUCCUGACCACAAUAAAGAUGGCGGAAUCCACUUAGCGCUCGUGCCAGACGGCGGUUACGUAGACGGCGUGCUGCAAACCAGCUCCGGGCGGUUCUGGGUAGGUUGUCGUUCCGCUAGCUGCAGAACGCAGACUUCGGCUGACCGUGACUGAGGUGGGAGCUGCGCUCCUUCCUGAGAGCAUCGGGUUCUCCGGCCUGCCUUCACUCGUUUCGGUGUCUAGAGCGAGACUGACUUUCAGUUUGCUUUGCCCAUGUGUGUACCAGAAUCAGUGCUGUUUGAGCCUGACAGGAUUGACUUUACAAAUGAGACAUUUAUGUCACAUCUGCCAAGAAGUGUGAUUUAAAUUAAACUUUAACUUUUACAAGUUUUCAGAUACUUUGAGUUAUCAGCUGUCUGCGGUUAUUUGUAACUGGAGGGGUACACAGCCCCAAAGGGGAGGGAUAAGAACUGCAGAUCUUAGAUGCUCUAAGAACCCACUACUAUAUAAUCAUUCCUAUGAAAAUCAUUCAUGUGCUGGCAGCCGCAAAGGGAGCAUAAACCAGGGACUUUGAUAUCAUGCAGCAGAAGAGCAAAUUAUUUCUUCAGCCUUUGAAGUAUAGUAUUCCUCACCUUGGGAAAUGCAUGCAGAAACAGCAUGUGAAUCACUGUAACUUCGCUGAUCAUUAUUACAAUAGAAUAAAAUUGAAAAAAUAUCACCUAACCAAGUGUCUGCAGAAUAAACCCAGGAUAUCAGAGUUAGCAAGAAACAUCCCAAGUCGGAACUUCUCAUGUAAGGAAUUUUUGCCUAUUAAACAAGAAAACAAAAAAUCCCUCUCAGAAAACAUGGAUGCAUUUGAAAAAGUGAGAACAAAAUUAGAAACACAGCCACAAGAAGAAUACGAAAUCAUCAAUGCAGAGAUUAAACAUGGUGGUUUUGUUUAUUAUCAAGAGGGCUGCUGUUUGGUUCGUUCCAAAGAUGAAGAAGCAGACAAUGAUAAUUAUGAAGUUUUGUUCAAUUUGGAGGAACUUAAAUUAGAGCAACCCUUCAUUGAUUGUAUCAGAGUUGCUCCUGAUGAAAAAUAUGUAGCUGCCAAGAUAAGAACUGAAGAUUCUGAAGCAUCUACCUGUGUAGUUGUGAAGCUCAGUGAUCAACCUGUAAUGGAAGCUUCUUUCCCAAAUGUGUCCAGUUUUGAAUGGGUAAAGGAUGAAGAAGAUGAAGAUGUUUUAUUCUACACCUUCCAGAGGAACCUUCGCUGUCAUGAUGUAUAUCGAGCCACUUUUGGUGAUAACAGGCGUAAUGAACGUUUUUACACAGAAAAAGACCCAAGCUUUUUUGUUUUCCUUUAUCUUACAAAAGACAGUCGUUUUCUCACCAUGAAUAUUAUGAACAAGACCACUUCAGAGGUGUGGUUGAUAGAUGGCAUGAGCCCUUGGGACCCACCAGUACUUAUCCAGAAGCGAAUACACGGGGUCCUUUACUACGUAGAACACAGAGAUGAUGAAUUAUACAUUCUCACUAAUGUUGGCGAGCCUACAGAAUUCAAGCUAAUGAGAACAGCUGCUGAUACCCCUGCUAUUAUGAAUUGGGAUUUAUUUUUCACAAUGAAGAGAAAUACCAAAGUUGUAGACCUGGACAUGUUUAAGGAUCACUGUGUUCUGUUCCUGAAGCAUAGCAAUCUACUUUAUGUUAAUGUGAUUGGUCUGGCUGACGAUUCAGUUCGGUCUCUAAAGCUCCCACCUUGGGCCUGUGGAUUCAUAAUGGAUACAAAUUCAGACCCAAAGAACUGCCCCUUUCAGCUUUGCUCUCCUAUACGCCCCCCUAAGUAUUACACGUAUAAGUUUUCAGAAGGUAAACUGUUUGAGGAAACUGGACAUGAAGACCCAAUCACAAAGACUAGUCGUGUUUUACGUAUAGAAGCCAAAAGCGAGGAUGGAAAAUUAGUGCCAAUGACUAUUUUCCAUAAAACGGAUUCUGAAGACUUGCAGAAGAAACCUCUCCUGGUACAUGUAUAUGGAGCUUAUGGAAUGGAUUUGAAAAUGAAUUUCAGGCCUGAAAGGCGGGUGUUGGUGGACGAUGGAUGGAUAUUAGCAUAUUGUCACGUUCGGGGAGGUGGUGAGUUAGGCCUCCAGUGGCAUGCUGAUGGCCGUCUAACUAAAAAACUCAAUGGCCUUGCUGACUUAGAGGCUUGCAUUAAGACACUUCAUGGCCAAGGCUUUUCUCAGCCAAGUCUAACAACCCUGACUGCUUUCAGUGCUGGAGGGGUGCUUGUGGGAGCAUUGUGUAAUUCUAAUCCAGAGCUGCUGAGAGCUGUGACUUUGGAGGCACCUUUCUUGGAUGUUCUCAACACCAUGAUGGACACUACACUUCCUCUGACAUUAGAAGAAUUAGAAGAGUGGGGGAAUCCUUCAUCUGAUGAAAAACACAAGAACUACAUAAAAUGUUACUGUCCCUAUCAAAACAUUAAACCUAAGCAUUAUCCUUCAAUUCACAUCACAGCUUAUGAAAACGACGAACGUGUGCCUCUGAAAGGAAUUGUAAACUAUACUGAGAAACUCAAGGAAGCCAUCGUGGAGCAUGCUAAGGACACCGGGGAAGGUUAUCAAGCCCCCAAUAUUAUUUUAGAUAUUCAGCCUGGAGGCAAUCAUGUGAUUGAGGAUUCUCACAAAAAGAUUACAGCCCAAAUUAAAUUCCUGUAUGAGGAACUUGGACUUGACAGCACCAGUGUUUUCGAGAAUCUUAAGAAAUAUCUAAAAUUCUGAAAUGCUGCAUUCAGUGGAAAUUGGAAACACACUGAAAUAUUUCAUAGUCAUAUUUCCAGUUACAUUAACAAAAGUGAGUUUUUUAAGUUAGUAAAUAAUUUUUAAAAUUUGCUUCUCUGUCCAGAUUUUGUUUUGUAUACAGCUCACUUGCUUAUACCGUUGUCUCCAUUGAUGCACACGCCCCUUAACCUAGGAAAGUAGUUUUCAAACCAUGCUCUGUAGAAGGACAUAGAGAAGGGCGUGAGGGAAGGAUUGGUGACAGCAGAACUUUCCCCUUUCCCGCAUCAGAACAGGUUUGUUUUACUCUGAUUUUCUUUGAACAGUUUACAAAUCAAGGUCCUGCUUCUUUGCUAGUGAACAUUUUUAGAUACUCUAGCAGUUAAGUCAUCCUCCAGUUUCUGUACCUGCAUUUUAUGUAAGAAGAUGAUAUUCCUCACAUUAAAAUUCAUUAGAUCUCUCUAAAAUUCUGGAGUCCUAAGGUGCUCUGAUCAUCUCUUAUUGAUGCUAACUCAAAAAAAUUACAAGUUCCUGCAAGGGAUAAUUUCUUUUAAACACUUUAUUAUUCUUGAAAAACAUUUGAGAACCUAUCCUAAAGCAGUUUCACUCAAGCUACAGAAAUAUCUAAGAAUUACCGAU
Messenger RNA from Aethalodelphis obliquidens (Pacific white-sided dolphin), 3500 nucleotides. RefSeq names its product prolyl endopeptidase like (gene PREPL). The coding region runs from base 681 to 2864 and encodes 727 amino acids. The record is from RefSeq and is a predicted model, not a curated record. Gene Ontology annotation, molecular function: serine-type endopeptidase activity. Gene Ontology annotation, biological process: proteolysis. The transcript has 15 exons. Gene Ontology annotation, cellular component: Golgi apparatus; cytoskeleton. NCBI's taxonomy places the organism in Eukaryota, Metazoa, Chordata, Mammalia, Artiodactyla, Delphinidae.